AUGGAGGACCACAUGACAGGGCACAACAAGGAUAAGCGUUAUGAGUGCGACGUGUGUGGCAAGGCCUGGCAGUGCCCGAGCCAUCUGGAGACCCACCGGCGGGUUCACACGGGAGAACGCCCCUUCAACUGCUCGGAAUGCGGCAAGAGCUUCAUCCGCUACGACCACCUGCUGGAUCACAACCGCGUGCACUCAGGCGAGAGGCCCUUCACCUGCUCCGACUGCGGCAAGAGCUUUACCAGCAACAGCAACUUGCAGCAGCACAACCUUGUGCACUCCGGGGAGAGGCCCUUCACCUGCUCUGCGUGCGACAAGAGCUUCAAGACAGCGCCAAAGCUGAAGAGACACCUGCGGGUGCACACGGGCGAGAAGCCCUAUGGCUGCUCCACCUGCGGGAAGAACUUUGCCCAGUUGUCGGGGCUGCAGAAGCACUGGCGGGUGCACAGCAGUGAGCGGCCCUUCACCUGCUAUGACUUCGGCAAAGGCUUCCAGUCUUCACCGGACCUGAAGGUGCACAGGCGUGUGCACACCGGGGUCAUCCAGUCCAUUCACCUGCUGUCCCAACAGAUCGGACCGGCGUACCCACAGCGGUGA
This is a messenger RNA of Amblyraja radiata (thorny skate), 594 nucleotides long. Its product is annotated as gastrula zinc finger protein XlCGF49.1-like. The transcript is spliced from 2 exons. The record is from RefSeq and is a predicted model, not a curated record. Gene Ontology annotation, biological process: regulation of transcription by RNA polymerase II. Bases 1 to 594 code for a protein of 197 amino acids. NCBI's taxonomy places the organism in Eukaryota, Metazoa, Chordata, Chondrichthyes, Rajiformes, Rajidae. Gene Ontology annotation, molecular function: RNA polymerase II cis-regulatory region sequence-specific DNA binding; DNA-binding transcription factor activity, RNA polymerase II-specific.